UUUUCUUUCCACCGCCAUUUUUCUUAAAGAAACGUUGCCGCGUUUUGUACGUGAUGUGAUCUCGCCAGUAGUAAAUAACACAUGUCCGAUUUAUUCUUACGCACGCUUGUCGUUCGGAGUGUGAUUUAUAUAUAUAUUUGUUUUUUGUUAAGUUAAUUAUACGAGGACUUUGGUAAUCUUUCAGAAUGGAUUUUCUAGAGUACCCGGAUAUUUUCGCCGAGGUUAAGGGCGCUAUGACUCCGGGCAGAUUAAAGUUGACCGACCAACAUUUAAUCUUUAAGAAUCAGAAGACAGGAAAAGUUGAACAGAUCUCCGCCUCCGACAUGGAGAUGGUGAACUAUCAGAAGUUUAUUGGAACUUGGGGCCUGCGUAUUUUUUUAAAAAAUGGUACUCUUCAUCGAUUCAAAGGUUUCAAAGAAUCGGAUCAGGAAAAGAUUGCCAAAUUCUUUUCUAUUAAUUAUAAGAAGGAUAUGUUGGAAAAGGAGCUUAGCUUAAAGGGCUGGAAUUGGGGAACUGCAAAAUUUAAUGGAUCUGUUCUGAGCUUCGAUGUUGGUCAUCAUACCGCUUUUGAAAUACCUCUGUACGAUGUGUCACAAUGUAAUACGGGAAAGAAUGAAGUAACAUUGGAGUUUCAUCAGAAUGAUGAUGCACCAGUCAGUCUGAUGGAGAUGAGGUUUCACAUUCCCGUUAGUGACAGUGCUGAUCAAGAUCCUGUCGAGGCAUUCCAUCAGCAGGUGAUGGAGAAAGCAUCUGUGAUUAGUGUGAGUGGCGAUGCAAUUGCCAUAUUCAAGGAGAUUCACUGUUUAACACCGCGAGGACGUUAUGACAUCAAGAUCUUUCAGACAUUCUUUCAACUGCAUGGCAAAACUUUCGAUUACAAAAUUCCUAUGUCUACUGUUCUUAGACUUUUCUUACUUCCUCAUAAAGAUAGUCGGCAGAUGUUCUUCGUUGUGAGCUUGGAUCCUCCAAUAAAACAAGGUCAAACACGGUAUCAUUAUUUGGUACUCUUGUUCAAUCAAGAAGAAGAAACUUCUAUCGAGUUACCAUUCACCGAGAAAGAACUAAAGGAAAAGUACGAAGAUAAGUUAACUAAGGAAUUAUCAGGACCAACGUAUGAAGUACUCGGCAAGGUGAUGAAGGUAAUCAUUAAUCGAAAAUUGACCGGUCCUGGACAUUUCACUGGUCACACCGGAACGCCCGCUAUUGGCUGCUCUUUCAAGGCUGCGGCAGGAUAUCUAUACCCGCUCGAGCGAGGUUUUAUUUACGUACAUAAACCUCCGAUACAUAUUCGUUUUGAAGAAAUAGCUUCAGUGAAUUUUGCGCGUGGCGGUGGUUCCACUAGGUCUUUCGAUUUUGAAAUCGAGCUUACGAGCGGCGUAGUGCACACAUUUAGCAGCAUCGAAAAAGAAGAGUACGGUAAAUUAUUCGAUUUUAUCACUGCGAAGAAACUGCGCGUCAAGAAUCGUGGCAAGAGUGACAAGCUUAAUUACGAUGAAGAUUUCGGUGACAGCGAUCAAGAAGAUGAACCGGAUGCUUAUUUGGCACGAGUCAAGGCGGAAGCACAAGAACGCGAUGGUGAAGAGAAUCAAGAUUCUGAAGAAGGCUCGACCGAUGAGGACUUUAAUCCGAACCAAGAUGAAAGUGAUGUUGCAGAGGAAUAUGAUAGUAAUCCGAAUAGCUCUGACAGUGAAGACGAUUCAGAUGCCUCUGCGGCUAGUCGCAAGAAAGAAAAGAAAGAGAAGAAGGAGAAAAAAUCCAAAUCCGCAAAAACGGUAUCGGAGAAACCACGAAAACAGAGAAAGCCAAAGAAGGAAAAGGACGCGAAUAAACCGAAAAGGCCCCCGACGGCGUUUAUGCUGUGGCUGAAUAGCGCGCGCGAUAGUAUCAAGGCGGAGAAUCCGGGAAUGACCAUGACGGAAAUCGCGAAAAAGGGAGGUGAGAUGUGGCGCGAGCUGAAGGAUAAGUCUGAAUGGGAAGCGAAGGCGGCCAAAGCUAAAAAGGAGUACGCUACGUCGAUGAAGGAAUACGAAGCGAGUGGUGGAGGUAAGACGAAGGAAAAGAAGACAGAGAGGAAGAAGAAGGAGACGAAGAAAGACUCGCCUGGCAAGCAAAUGAGCGGGUCUUCUUUCAAGAGCAAGGAAUACAUUAGCGAUGACGAUAGUAGUAGCGACGAGAGCAAGAAGUCCGAAAAGAAACGCUCCGAUAACGAUAGCGAAGAUGAGAAGGAUAAGAAGAAAAAAAGUGAAAAGAGGCCCGCAGAGAAUAGUGGAAAGAAAACGGUGAAGAAAGGGAAGCGAGAUCAGUCGGAUGAGAGUGACGCGGAAGAACCCAUAGAAAGUACUCCGCCUUCGUCCGAUGCAGAGUCGAAAAGUGAUUAAUGCUAAAAAAUUCGAACGGACAUUCCUCUUUUCGUCAAUUUAUUUGUGCCACUGGUUUUUACUUAGCGGUCUACAUUUGUACAUUCUGUCACCGUCAAAAUUUUUUUAUUAAUAUAAGAGGAUAUGAAUUCUUUUUAUAUUCAUAUAAUCAUAAGGGAAUGAGCAUUAAAAAAAUAGAUCAGUAUUAGAAAGUUACAUACGUAUAUUAAAUGUUUAUAUAUGUAACUUUGUAAUAUCACAUAGUAGUGUUGAUAAUAUUAAUAUCUGAAUGCUAUGAAAAAUAACAUUUUAUUCGCUCGUUAAGUGUUUUUGCUCUGCUUUCUUUUUUAAAUUUCCUUUUCUUCUAUUGUAAUGAAAAGGAUAUGUAAAGAGAGAAUUCUAUUUUUGCUAUUUACUAUUACAAUUCUACAGAUUAUUUAUGUCCAGUACUGCAUAAUUUACAGAUUCGUCGUUCGUUUAAUUUUGUCGAAGUAUAGGUCUUUCAAAAAAAAACCAAAUAUUUAAUAAAAAGUUGUAGAAAUUACAGAAUUAAAUUUGCUAUUAAAUG
Molecule: messenger RNA, 2925 nt
Organism: Pogonomyrmex barbatus (red harvester ant)
Lineage: Eukaryota; Metazoa; Arthropoda; Insecta; Hymenoptera; Formicidae
Gene: Ssrp
Product: structure specific recognition protein
Biological process (GO): regulation of chromatin organization
Cellular component (GO): FACT complex; nucleus
Molecular function (GO): nucleosome binding; histone binding; DNA binding
Source: RefSeq, a predicted model, not a curated record